UUUACAUUUCGUCAAACGUUUUUAGUAAUGAAAUAUUUAACGUUCCAUAUCGAUCCUAAAUUGAGUAGGUUUCAGGCCACAAAAGUGGCACUCUGACAAUUUUAGUGCAUUAGUCUUAAGGUUACAAUGUCGGAGUGUGAAAACAAAGCAAAGGAAGCGAAAACUGUGUACAAAUUAGAUUGCAGUAUAUGUUUAAGUGCUUUCAAAGUUCCAAAACUUUUACCAUGUUACCAUACAUUUUGUCUGCAGUGCCUGGAGGAGUACGUACUUAGAAAUGGUCGAGAAGGAAAAUUUGAAUGCCCACUAUGUCGUGUUAGUACAGUGACACCGAUGGGUGGGGUAAAGGCGUUUCAGUCCAAUUUCUACAUAAAGCCUGGAGAUAUGUCGAGCAAUGAAAUAGACUGUGAUAUUUGCGGCAGUGGACAUGAUGUCACUCAUUAUUGCACUGACUGCGAGGAACAUUUUUGUGAAAGGUGUGCAACUGCUCACAUGAAAAUGAAGGUCUCGCGUGAACACAAACUAUUACAGUUGGAUAACUGCAUCGAGGGGACAGAUGUUAACAUUCGUAAGAUACAGAAAAAAUCUUAUUGUCGUAGUCAUACUAGAGAUGAAAUCAAGAUGUUUUGUAAAGACUGUAACUCACUUCUCUGUGUUGUUUGUAAAUUGACUGAACAUGAAAACCAUAACACACUGGGCAUUGCCGAAAAGGUACAUGAGAGACGAGCAAUCUUGUCAACUAAACUUGCUGAGACAAAAAGCAUAGUUGACAAACUGAAGACAGAUAUUUUAACAGCAGACAAGUUUUUAACGAAAACUGACCUUAACCGGGAAUCUAACAUCGCUGACAUAAAUAAGCGAGUAGAGAAUGUUAUUGCAGAACUUCAAGAGAAUGCAGAAAAAUUGAAACAAGAGAUAGUAGAAAACAGCAAGAAUGCAAAGAUCUACUAUUUACAGGAACGAAAAGAAUUACAAAGCAAAAUCAUUGAAGCUCAAGGUAUUGUUGAUCAUACCCAGAAUGUUCUUGAUUUUGGAGAUGAUAAUGAGAUUUUGGGCGCAGGACUGUACACAAAGAUGGAGUCAAUUAUAUCAAGAAAAUAUUUUCCAUUGGAAGAUUAUGAACACAUGACAUUUAAAGCUGGUGUAUCAAGUAUACAGAUUAAUAUGAUCGGACAGAAUGUUUCUAGGAAAAAGGCACAGGGCACACGUAAACUGAAUGAGAUAACUGGGAAUAUACCAAAUACCAGAAAUGCCCAUACCAUUUCAGUGUGGCCAGAUAGACUAUUUGCAGCAUUCUCAGACUAUGGCAAGCUAUAUUACCACAACUGGAAAACAUCAAAAGCGGAAGAAUUUCUGGUACUGGACAACUACUCGGAUCAAUGCUUAGAUUUGAAGUUUAUUGAGGGUGACGUAUAUUUUACAAUGUGGAAGUCCAUUUAUAAAUUUGAUACAAUGGAAAGGGCUAAAACAAAGUUGAAAACUUUCGAUAAAUACCCACACAGCGUAGCAUAUGUUUCCUUAGGCAGAAAGGUCUUGAUUUGUCUACUGAAUAGUCCAAACGUAUUUUCAUUCGAAGCAUGUGAAGGUUGUGUGAUUUCUAUGAAUCUGGUAGACUAUAAACAUUGUGUAUGGAAAAAGAAGGAGACACCUGGUCCUACAUGUGUAGCUGUAAACGAAAAUGACGGAACAGUGUGUCUUGCAUAUCCAGCCGCUCACAAAGUAGCACUACAUGCACCAAAUGGGGACAUUUUAUCAGAGUUCACUGGCGUAGGAUGUUAUGGCAACCCGGAAUUGUUUUGUCCUGUCAGUGUUUGCUUUCACAAACAGUGCUGCAUUAUUGUUGCAGACUACGGAAAUAAUGCUGUGAUAAGAAUCGACAUGUUUGGCAGUUACAUGCAGUGUCUGAUUGAGGAGAAGGCGCCUAUGUGUGUGGUAUUUUCAGGAGAGGACCAACUGUUCGUAGGGUGUAGUGAUAAAAACAUUACUAGGUAUGCUCUUAGUGCAUAGCUAAUACCUUGUAGUUCACUGAAAUGUAUGAUGUGAAUUUUUAACACAAGUGGUUAACAAUUUUCUAUACAAAACAGAGAUGUGCGUGAAAUUAGCCAGAGCAGCCAGAGUAGCCAGAGUAGCCAGAGUUCAGCCAGAGUUCGGCCAGAGUUCAGCCAGAGUAGCCAGAGUUCAGCCAGAGUUCGGCCAGAGUUCAGCCAGAGUAGCCAGAGUUCAGCCAGAGUUUAGCCAGAGUAGCCAGAGAAGUCAAAACUCUGGUUACUCUGGCUAGCCAGAGUAGCCAGAGUUCAGCCAGAGUAGCCAGAACUCUAGUUACUCUGGCUGGCCAGAGUAGGCAGAGUUCAGCCAGAGUAGCCAGAACUCUAGUUACCCUGGCUGGCAAGAGUAGCCAGAGUUCAGCCAGAGUAGCCAGAACUCUAGUUCACAAAAAACCAACCAUUACUAGGUAUGCUCUUAGUGCAUAGCUAAUACCUUGUAGUUCACUGAAAUGUAUGAUGUGAAUUUUUAACACAAGUGGUUAACAAUUUUCUAUACAAAACAGAGAUGUGCGUGAAAUUAGCCAGAGCAGCCAGAGUAGCCAGAGUAGCCAGAGUUCGGCCAGAGUUCAGCCAGAGUAGCCAGAGUUCAGCCAGAGUUCGGCCAGAGUUCAGCCAGAGUAGCCAGAGUUCAGCCAGAGUUUAGCCAGAGUAGCCAGAGAAGUCAAAACUCUGGUUACUCUGGCUAGCCAGAGUAGCCAGAGUUCAGCCAGAGUAGCCAGAACUCUAGUUACUCUGGCUGGCCAGAGUAGGCAGAGUUCAGCCAGAGUAGCCAGAACUCUAGUUACCCUGGCUGGCAAGAGUAGCCAGAGUUCAGCCAGAGUAGCCAGAACUCUAGUUCACAAAAAACCAACCCUGACAGAAUCCAAAUAGUCAACAAUCUUCUCACACCUUUCCAAUAUAGCUUCCGUUCCAAACACAGCUGUGAGGUUCACCUAUUAUCCUUUAAAGAAGGAACUUUUGACAAUAUCCAAUCUGGAAACAAACAGGUCUCAUUGUAAUGGAUUUCUAGAGAACUUUCGACAAGAUUCUCUAUAAAAUCGUGAAACUUUGUGUCGAUAGAAUCUCUCUAUCCUGGAUUCAAUUUCCUUAGUAACCUUUCUCAAUCUGUAGUAAUUGAAGGCUCACACACUUUACCAGUUCUUUCAGGGGAUUCCUCAAGGUUCAGUGUUGGGUCCUUGUCUCUUUCUUUAUUUUAUCAAUGACCUUCCUGACUCUGUUAAAGGCAGAAUACGCUUAUUUGCUGAUGACACUAUCAUAUACCUCAACAUAGACUCGUUAACAGACUCUUACAAAGUUCAAGAUGAUUUGACAAAAUUAGAAUAAUGGGAACGUAACUGGUCUAUGGAAUUCAAUCCUGAUAAAUGCGAAGUAAUAGGAAUCUCAAAAAAAAAAAAAUCAUCUUACCAUAUAUAUUACUUAAUCAAGACCUAAAAACUACAGAAAAUGCUUCAUAUCUUAGUGAUGUCUUAACUUUGAAACACUUACUGAAAUAUUACAUCUUCAAAAGCUAGUAACACUCUCAGAUUUAUACAAAAAUGUGUACAAUUUUAUAACAAUAAUAUUAAAGAAACUGCCUAAAAACAUACGUUCGCCCACAAUUAGAAUACUGUAACACCAUAUUGCAUCCAUUGCAGAAAAAAACUUAGUAUAUGAGAUUAUUAUCAUUAUU
This is a messenger RNA of Mercenaria mercenaria, 3711 nucleotides long. RefSeq lists its product as uncharacterized. The record is from RefSeq and is a predicted model, not a curated record. Bases 127 to 2004 code for a protein of 625 amino acids. Gene Ontology annotation, molecular function: zinc ion binding; ubiquitin-protein transferase activity. Gene Ontology annotation, biological process: positive regulation of DNA-templated transcription. Lineage: Eukaryota; Metazoa; Mollusca; Bivalvia; Venerida; Veneridae. Gene Ontology annotation, cellular component: chromatin; nucleoplasm. The transcript has a single exon.